Messenger RNA from Paraglomus occultum, 777 nucleotides. The record is from the annotation of a GenBank genome assembly. Lineage: Eukaryota; Fungi; Glomeromycota; Glomeromycetes; Paraglomerales; Paraglomeraceae.
AUGCCCUUCCGUCUCGGCAGAAGACGCAAUGAUUCAGGAUCUACUGGAUCAUUCUCCACUGCUACACCUCCCGAAACACCAGGAGAAAAGGAUUUGAAGGACCUCACAGCAGAACCCGAAGAAAUCGAAAGAGGUAACAGUAAAUUGGAUGACACAAAGCACGAAGGAAGAGAAGAAACAGAAGAAGUGGCACCUGAGGAAAAGGCGGAAGGAAGUAAGAGCAAGAGAGAAGACACAAUCGAGUCGCCCGAAGACGAUCCUGAACAAGUGAUCGCAACUACAGCCACUGCAUCUUCAGCUUCCUUCUCUGACUUACCUGCAACGCCCAAACCUGACUGGGCGGAUGAUAUUCCACCUGACACCACGGAUGAUUCUUCGCAAAUCAAAACCCGGCGGAAACUAAUGCUUCGCGAUGAAGAGCCUGUCUUAUAUAGAGAUAAAUACAUGGCUGUAUCGAAAACUUAUUUAUAUAUAUUUCACUAUUACAUGCCGAGUGGGUCAGAAAAGGCUAUUCCGUUGACGCAAAUUAAGAAUAUACAAACUGAUAAGGAGGCGAAAAUUACUGAUGGACAAUUUCAAAAAUGGGGAUCCGGUGGACUCAAUCUCUGGUGGGCCCGUGACUUUGGCAGAUGGAGAAAUCACGACCUUUGCGUCAUUGUUACGGUUAAUCAUGGUCUCGUAAAACGUAAAGGAUUUACAAUGGAGGAUUUGGAAGGAUUGGAUAUUUUGAAGAAAGCCUGGCGAAACGCUAUUGGGGCACGUGAAUCAGAAGCAUGA